CAAUGAAGGUGUUGCUGCACUCCACUCCUGAACCCAAUCCAAUAGCCACAAUCCCAGGAAAGGAUCAGUGAUCAGAACUUCAGAGGAACCACAGAGCAGCAGGAUUCAUCUCACCUCCUUUGAUCCUGCACAACAAUCUUUGCACAACUAGACGACCCUGCCUCUUGGGAACAUGAACAGAUCCAAAACCUUUGGCAAAAUUAGGAAAAGGCUUGAAGAAGCCAAAAACAAAUGGGCCCGACUGUGCAAAGUAGAAUACAGCUACAACGAGAGCGCCCGAUUGGCUACCGAUGCCCUUUUGGACGGUGGGGUGGAAGACUAUGAGAAAGUCCUCAAUGAAGAAGGAGAGGUGGACUUUCUCUCUGGAGAUGAGAUCCAGUAUAUAAUGAAGAACAUCAAGGAGCCCAUGUAUUCUAAUGAUAACCAGACAGAAGGGGAGUGCGGUUCAGCGGCCAAUGGAAACAAAUCAGAGUGUUUCUACCCUAUGAAUUCGGAUAAGAGUGAACCGGUGUCUACGUUACACAACUGGAGUGCGGAGGAGAAGCCUUAUCUGAAGGACAAGUCCAGUGCCACCGUCUACUUCCAGACGGACAAAACCAACAAUGUGAGGGAAACCAUCCGCCGAUGUAUUCACAGAACCACCCAGGUUUUGGCUAUACUGAUGGAUGAGUUCACGGAUGCUGAAAUUUUCUGUGAUGUGCUGGAGGCAGCGAACAAGAGAAACAUAUUUGUCUACUUGCUCCUUGAUGCAAACAAACUGCAUCUCUUUACCCAAAUGUGUGAAAAACUGCAAGUUAGAGACCUUCAUAUGAAGAAUAUUUCCGUCAGAAGUGUAACUGGAGAUGUUUACUGUGCGAAAUCUGGCAAGAAGUUUGCAGGCCAAAUUCAUGAAAAAUUCAUCAUAUCUGACUGGAGAUGCGUCUUGUCUGGUUCUUAUAGCUUCACGUGGCUCUCAGGCCAGGUCCACAGGAACUUCUUGUACAAGUUUUCUGGAGUUGUGGUAGAGCUGUUUGAUGAGGAGUUCAGGCACUUGUAUGGGUCAUCAAAGCCAGUCAUGGGCUUGAAAUCUCCAGCUCCCAUGGCUCCUGUUCUGAGGCGAGAGGACAGUGGAGUGAGCGUUAUGACUGACAGCACCCCGGAAAGUGUUAACACCACCUCAGAACCUUUCAGUAGUACAUCAACUGCUAGCAUCUCAAAUGAUUCUCAACGGCCCAAGUCUCCAGAGUCCACCGAUCCAGUCUUAGCUUCUCCACCCAGAUCUCCUGUGAGGUCUCCUCUGCAAAGGAUGAAUUCACUCCAUGGAUACCCUUCUCUGAUAUCUCCACCUCCUCAAAGCAACUACCAACCAAAUUACUAUCAAAGGAACUAUGCCCCAGACUCUCCAUCAUCCUUCUUUAACAAUAAUGCCAACAUUUAUAGGUCUUUCCGGAUGAGGCAAGAUGACUUCAGCACGCCAAGGUUUAAUCAAGGCUGGAGUUUAUUUUCUAGAUCCACCAUGACCUAGUUUCUGGACUGCAUUGACCAUGGGGCAAAACAUACCAAUAAUGAAAGUAGGAACCCAGCGAAAAGACUGUCAAGGGUUAUAAUGCUUCAAACCAUAGCAUUUGUUCAUAUAAUUCUAUGUAUUUUUUAAAUGUUUCUGUAAACAUUGUACAUUGAGAUAUUUUUGUAGUCUUUUAGACCAUAUUCUGGUGUAGAGCCAUCUUUAUUAGUUAUCUGUAUGUAACGGUUUUAUUGUAUUCUUAACAAAGCACUGCUUAAUAUACUUGUAAAUAAUAGCACAUUAAAGGUAUUUGAAUCAGU
Xenopus laevis (African clawed frog) is the source of this 1803-nucleotide messenger RNA. It is a transcript of the gene sack1a.L, whose product is annotated as family with sequence similarity 83 member A L homeolog. Lineage: Eukaryota; Metazoa; Chordata; Amphibia; Anura; Pipidae. Gene Ontology annotation, biological process: signal transduction; epidermal growth factor receptor signaling pathway. The record is from RefSeq and is marked provisional. Gene Ontology annotation, molecular function: protein kinase binding. Gene Ontology annotation, cellular component: cytoplasm.